Racocetra persica is the source of this 585-nucleotide messenger RNA. Lineage: Eukaryota; Fungi; Glomeromycota; Glomeromycetes; Diversisporales; Gigasporaceae. The record is from the annotation of a GenBank genome assembly.
GCCCAUGUUCAUUUAUUCACGUUGACAACUAAUAUGCGAGUGACCCAAGAUGACAACCAAAAGGCAAAGGUUUUUUCAGAAUAUUUGCUCAGAAUAGGAAACGGCACUGAACCUACGAUAGAAAACAACUUGAUUCGACUACCUGAUGAGAUAGUUAUUCCUCUACAAAAUAGUGAUGAUUCUAUUAAAUUACUUUUAGAUACCAUUUAUCCAAACUUAUCAGAAAAUGCUUCAAAUACAACCUUUGUUACGGAAAGAGCCAUAUUAACACCACUAAAUAGUAGUGUCGACGAAAUUAAUGAACAAAUAGUACAUAAAUUUCUGGUACAAAAACAUACAUAUUACAGCUUCGAUUCAGUACCAGAUGACAACUUGAAUCUGUACCCUAUUGAGUAUCUUAACUCUUUAAUACCUCAAGGGCUUCCACCACAUGAAUUAACUUUAAAAGUCGGUGUACCUAUUAUGUUGCUUAGGAAUUUAGAUCCGGUUAAUGGACUCUGUAACAGAACUAGGCUUAUUUGCCGCUGCCUACAACAGCACACAAUCGACACUGAAAUAGCGACAGGAGAACAUCAAGGCAAACGU